Messenger RNA from Colletotrichum graminicola M1.001, 1641 nucleotides. RefSeq lists its product as uncharacterized. Bases 1 to 1641 code for a protein of 546 amino acids. The record is from RefSeq and is a predicted model, not a curated record. The transcript is spliced from 3 exons. NCBI's taxonomy places the organism in Eukaryota, Fungi, Ascomycota, Sordariomycetes, Glomerellales, Glomerellaceae.
AUGGUCGACAGUGUCUGUACGGACCGGGAGAAGGCCGAUGCCAAGGGUGCACAUUUCUCGACAUAUGUUGCACACAUGACCGGCCGCGGAGGCGAAGAGGGCCGCCGAACAAGUUUCGUUCAACUCCGGGCUCUGCAUCGCUGGCACCGCCGGAUCCAGCAGCAAGGCUCUGCCGCGACAUCCACCACCAGCUUUCAGAGCCCGCCGGCAUCCGUAUCAGAUAUCACAUCGCCGGACCAAGGUCUCAGCUACCAGACCUCACCCACUUCCUCAUACCCCGCUCAGAUACCUCAGUCUCGCACUCUCACUCAGUCCCAUGUCGUCGUCGCUGCCGCUGCCGGCACCGCCAGCCGCUCAGCGGCGGACCUGCGCGCCAUCAUUGGCCCGCCGAGCGCUAACGCGGCUCAGCACAGCGACUGGCUUUCCCUCUUCGCUCCCGAGGAGCUCGUCUACCGCAUGCUGGACGACUGGUUCGAGAAGGUCCACGCGCUCGCGCCGGUGCUGCACCGGCGGCGGCUCAUGCACCGCCUCAGAGCGGGCGAAGCCAACACGGACCGCACGUUCUGCGCGCUGUUGGUGAGCGUCUGCGCCGCCACCACGGCCACGUUACGGCGGACAUACUACGGCCCCGUGACGGUGGAGCGGUGCCUAGACUUCAUCGAGGAGCACCGCCUCCUCGACCACGGGCUGAGGAAGCCGUCGUACUCGCUGGACUGGUGCAUCACCAUGUACAACAUCGGCACCUCGGCCAGCUCGAUGAACGAGGACGGGCUCGGGGAUAUGGGGUCGUUCCACGGCAUGUCUGAGGCGGCGGCGGGGGUGAGGUUUCUGGUCUACUACCGCAUGGCGGAUCUGGACAUGUCUGAGCAGCAGUUGCUGAAGCGGCUCUUUUGGCUGCUGUUUGCGGCAUAUUGCAGUGCAGACAUAUUCGGAAAACUGUCCAUGAGCCUCGUCUCCCACCAGGAGAACCGCGCCCACCUGCGCCCGUUGCCCCUGACGGACUCGCAACUCGACACGGGGCCGCAGCUGUCGACGGCGGAACUGCCGCCGUGGCACGGCGACACGACGUCGUACGUUCCGGGGCUGAACCAGCUCAGCGACCUCUUCCUGACGUGGCACGAGGCGCAGACGGCGCCAGUCAGCCUCUACGGCGGGCAGGAAGAGGCGCUGAAGCACUUCCUGUUGAGGAUCCAGGCCAUCAUGGACAACUUCCCCCCGGAGCUGCGCUGGCGCGGGGGUCUGUCCCGGCCGCCGCUCGUGACGGAGGGCCACGACACGCAGAUCGCCAACCUGCUCAUCACGAGCCUCAACAUCCGCUCCAACCUGCUGCAGAAGUUCGGGUCGGCCGUCAAGACGUGCGCGCUCGAGCACCAGCGCAUCGUCGACGACCUGCUGGAGAUCCUGUACCGCGUGCCGCAGCACGUCCUGGAGCAGAACGGCAACAGCCUGAUCCCGAAGCUGCGGGACUGCGGGGCGGCGUACUUGGAGCAGAUGAACAUUGGCGGCGAGGGCGGCCCGCAGAGGCUGGUGAGCGAGAGCGCGAGGAUCAAGCUGGAGAAGCUGCUGAGGAAGUUGGACGAUAUUGACUGCUGGCCGGGGCCCUCCAUAAUAGCUGAGGGCCCACAGAGUAGCAGGCAAUGA